This is a messenger RNA of Racocetra persica, 366 nucleotides long. Lineage: Eukaryota; Fungi; Glomeromycota; Glomeromycetes; Diversisporales; Gigasporaceae. The record is from the annotation of a GenBank genome assembly.
AUGGAAAAUAAAAAUACUUUACCAAAACAAAAUUCUAAACAUCAAUGUAGUGCAGUAUAUUCAUUUGUAUGGAACUAUUUUCAUCUUGAUGAUAAUAUAACUACCUGUAAUAUACCUGUAGUAAAAAAAAAUAAACAAGAAGCCUGUGGUCAUAAACUUAUAUAUGAAUCAUCAACUUCUAAUAUGCAAUAUCAUCUUCGUGUGGAUUAUAAUAUAAUUGAUAAUACUAAAGUUAAAAAACAAUCUAUUCAACCAAUUGAUACAUAUUUUAAGCAGCCUUAUUUCAAAUCCAAACAGCAAAAAUUGCAACAUGCAGUGGUUGAAUGGAUCGUUUUAGAUAAUUUGUCAUUAAAUAUUAUUCAAGAU